Diospyros lotus (date-plum) is the source of this 1080-nucleotide messenger RNA. RefSeq lists its product as uncharacterized. The transcript has a single exon. The record is from RefSeq and is a predicted model, not a curated record. Lineage: Eukaryota; Viridiplantae; Streptophyta; Magnoliopsida; Ericales; Ebenaceae. Bases 64 to 825 code for a protein of 253 amino acids.
UCAGGCUGGAUAAUUUGCAAUUAUAAGCUUUGAUGAUUGGACUUGCUAUAAUUAGUUAAGGAGAUGAUUAAAAUCCAAGUUGUUGAAGAUGACGCACGUGCAAGGCACGUGCUCAUCGCAUAUAUAUAUAUUUCUCUCUCUCUCUUCCAUUUAGCUUUUUGUGUUCAAAAACAGAAACGUGAACCGAAAGGCUCCAUCCGGCGCCAUUCAUUGAUGAAUCGGUCCUUUUCCAAUCCUGAUCUGAUUAAGAUUUUGAUAUUGUUCGUAUUCGGAUUCCUUUUCGCAUUCGAAUCGGUGCUGGAAACCGAUGCCAUGAAGGUGCACCCGAUGGCGUCGAAGCGGAACAUCACAACCCGAGACGCCAUGUAUUCAUCAUCUUCUUCUUCCUCUCUGCCGGAGGGGAAUUCCCUGAAGCGGCUGCGGCGGCUUCCCCACGUGUUCGGGAAGGUUCUGGAGCUGCCGUUUCGCUCCGACGCCGACGUCGCCGUGGAGGAGACCUCCGACUGUUUCCGCUUCGUGGCCGGGGCCGAGGGGAGCGGGGCGUUCUCCGGUGCCGUCAGGGCCCACGUUGUGGAGAUUCACCCUGGCGUCACCAAGAUUGUGGUUCGAAGUGGCGGCGGCCGUGGUGGCGAGGAGGUGGUGGAGUUGUUGCUGAAGGAGCUAGAGGUGGACGUGUGGCGUUUCCGGCUGCCAUCGGGGACGCGGCCGGAGCUGGUGACGGCCGUGUUCGCCGACGGCGAACUGAUCGUGACGGUACCCAAAAGCCGAGAGUUGGCGGCUGGAGAGGGCCUCGGGGGCUUCGGACGGCUCGUUCUUGUGCAGUAGUACGAAACCAUAAGAGUCUGGCUUACCAAUAACGCUUCAAAAUGCAGAAUCACAAAAACCAUAUACGCUAAAGUUGGCAUCUUCGAAUGAGAUAUCGCAUUUUGAAUCCCCGUUUUGGCUCCAAUUCUGUUGAGCAGAUGACUUUGUUUGAACGUUCUUAAUUAGCUCUUGUUUAUUUGUGUAAGAUCUGUUGAGCAGAUUCUGUACCUGUAUGCAUGAGAGUUUGCUUUGUAGAUUCGUAAUGUCAUGUUUUUU